Molecule: messenger RNA, 627 nt
Organism: Athalia rosae (coleseed sawfly)
Lineage: Eukaryota; Metazoa; Arthropoda; Insecta; Hymenoptera; Athaliidae
Gene: Phf5a
Product: PHD finger-like domain-containing protein 5A
Exons: 3
Coding region: 141-473 (110 amino acids)
Biological process (GO): mRNA splicing, via spliceosome
Cellular component (GO): U2 snRNP; precatalytic spliceosome; U12-type spliceosomal complex
Source: RefSeq, a predicted model, not a curated record
CAAUGGUAGUACUCUGUGUAUUUUUCAUGUGUUUGCUCUAAGCUAGUUACUCAAGAUUCACUUGAAUAUAAAUUAAUAUUUACAUGAAUUGUUAAAAAACAUUUUCUCAGUGGUGUGAUUGAUACUUAGGAUACUAAAUAAUGGCGAAGCAUCAUCCCGAUUUAAUAUUUUGCAGAAAACAGCCGGGCGUUGCUAUUGGUCGGUUAUGUGAGAAAUGUGAUGGGAAAUGUGUGAUUUGUGACUCCUAUGUACGACCCUGUACACUUGUACGUAUUUGUGAUGAAUGCAAUUAUGGUUCGUACCAAGGACGUUGCGUUAUAUGUGGAGGACCUGGUGUUUCAGAUGCCUAUUAUUGCAAAGAAUGUACAAUUCAAGAGAAAGAUAGAGAUGGGUGUCCAAAAAUAGUGAACCUGGGAAGUUCAAAGACAGAUCUAUUUUACGAAAGAAAGAAGUAUGGGUUCAAACGACGAUAAAUCCAUCUUUAUGUAUAAAUCAAUUACUAUACCCUAAAAUCGAGGUGUUAUUAUGUAUGAGAAGAAUGGCAGGUGUUGUGUGUGUGUGAAUUGUGGUCAAUGGAGAACGUGACUUCUUUUUUAUGGAUAAUAAAUAAAGUUGGUGUAAACACGA